AUGAAGAAUCUGAACGUGAACCUGGGCAGCUGUGUGCGGACCUACUGCAGCAAGAGUAACCCGUUCGAGAAGGUGAGGAAGAAGCUGGGCCAGGGGGACCUAAGUUACUAUGACCUGAAUGAGCUGAACGACAGCAGGAUAAAAAGCUUGCCCUACUCCAUUCGAAUUCUCCUCGAAUCCGCUGUGCGCAAUUGUGAUAAUUUGAAGGUUACCGAAGAUAAUGUGGAAACGAUUUUGUCAUGGAAGGAUAACUGCCGGAAGAAAAAGGAGGUUCCAUUUAUGCCUGCCAGAGUACUUUUGCAGGAUCUGACUGGAGUCCCUUGUAUAGUGGAUUUGGCGACCAUGAGAGACACGGCCGCAGCGCUAGGCGGAGAUGCAAAUAAAAUCAAUCCGCUUAUUCCAGUCGAUUUAGUUAUUGACCACUCUGUCCAAGUGGAUCACAGCAGGAGUCCUGAAGCAAGAGAAUUAAAUGAGAAAAAAGAAUUUGAAAGAAAUUUGGAGCGAUUUAGAUUCUUAAAGUGGGGAAUGCACUCAUUUAAAAAUAUGUUAAUAUUGCCACCCGGUUCCGGAAUAGUGCACCAGAUAAAUUUAGAAUAUUUAGCGCACUGUGUUUUUAACAACAAUGGAGUUCUUUAUCCCGAUAGUUUAGUUGGGACAGAUUCUCACACCACCAUGAUAAACGGGUUAGGUAUUUUAGGUUGGGGAGUAGGAGGAAUAGAAGCAGAAGCAACCAUGUUAGGUUUGCCAAUAUCCAUGACGUUGCCAGAGGUAGUAGGGAUAAAUGUGGUUGGGAAAUUAUCUGACCAUUUGCUAAGUACAGAUAUUGUUCUGUACAUUACGUCCUUUUUAAGAAAGGAAGUUGGAGUUGUAAAUAAAUAUGUAGAAUUUUUUGGGCCAAGUUUAAAAGAUUUAAAGUUAGGGGAUAGAGCAACUAUUGCAAAUAUGGCCCCGGAGUAUGGGGCGACUGUGGGUUUUUUUGGAGUCGAUGAUACUACCUUGGAAUAUUUGUUACAAACUGGUCGAGAUAAGGAAAAGGUAAAUCUGAUCAGGGAGUACCUACUUAAAAAUUCUUUAUUUAAUAAUUAUAUGGAUCAUAUAGAAUACACCGAUGUGUACACAUUAGAUUUAUCAAAGUUGAGUUUGUCCGUGUCUGGACCUAAGAGACCACAUGACAAUGUAUUGCUAUCCAAUUUGCACAAAGAUUUUAGCUCCUGUUUGGAAUCCCCAGUGGGCUUCAAAGGGUAUAAUAUACCACAGAAGGAUAGGGAAAAAGUAAUUUCGUUUUCUUAUAAGGAUGAAAAGAAGUAUACUCUUACACAUGGUAGUGUAGUGUUAGCUGCCAUCACAUCUUGCACCAACACAAGUAACUCUUCCUCCAUGAUAGCAGCUGGGUUGUUAGCGAAGAAAGCUAUAGAACACGGAAUAGAACCCAUCCCAUAUAUUAAAAGUUCUCUUUCUCCAGGUUCCAAAACAGUACAGAAAUAUUUAGAAGCAGGAGGACUUUUACAUUAUUUAGAAAAAUUAGGUUUCUAUAAUGUUGGUUUUGGAUGCAUGACUUGUAUAGGGAAUAGUGGACACCUGGACAAGGAAGUGGAAGAUGUUAUUAAUGAAAAUGAUUUGAUUUGUUCUUCAGUUUUAUCAGGGAAUAGAAAUUUUGAAGGACGUAUACAUCCAUUGGUAAAGGCAAAUUAUCUUGCUUCCCCAGUGUUAGUCGUACUGCUAAGUCUGAUUGGAAAUGUCAAUGUAGAUGUUGCUUCUUAUACAUUCACUGGAAAAGGGGGACAGAAAAUUAAGGCUCUGGAUUUAAUUCCAAAAAAGGAAGAAAUCAAUGCCUAUGAAGAGCAGUACCUCAAAGCACACAUGUACACAGAUAUUUAUAAAAAUAUAAAAUACGUUAACAAGUACUGGAAUGAUAUAAAAAUAAAGGAAGACAAAUUAUACGAAUGGGAUGUCUAUUCAACAUACAUACAUAAGCCUCCUUUUUUUAAUGAUAUGAAAUUGGAUCCUGAAAAAAUACACAACAUUAACAAUGCACAUAUGUUGCUAUUCCUGGGGGACAGUAUCACCACAGAUCAUAUUUCUCCUGCUGGUAUGAUUCACAAAAGUUCCGAAGCUUAUAAAUUCUUAAAGUCCAAAAAUGUAAAGGAUGAAGAUAUGAAUACGUAUGGAGCUAGGAGAGGCAAUGACCAAGUCAUGGUAAGAGGGACCUUUGCCAACAUCAGAUUGAUAAACAAAUUGUGCCCUGAUAAAGGACCCAAUACCUUACACAUCCCUUCUAAGAAAAUCAUGUCCGUGUACGAAGCCGCCAUGAAAUAUAAACAAGACAAUGUGGACGUUAUUGUCGUUGCUGGGAAGGAAUAUGGAUGUGGUAGCUCUAGAGAUUGGGCAGCCAAAGGUUCUUACCUCCUCGGAGUCAAAGCUAUCCUGGCCGAAUCCUUUGAGCGUAUCCACAGAAGUAACCUUAUUGGUAUGAGCGUCCUUCCGUUGCAAUUUUUGAACAAUGAAAGUGCUGCUCAUUACAAUAUGGAUGGCUCAGAGACCUUCUCCAUUGUGCUAAAUGAAGGAGACCUGCGUCCCCAGCAACACAUACAGGUCCAGAUGACCCAGCAUGGCAAGACCAUCUCCUUUGAUGUUCUGUGCAGAAUUGACACGGAGAUCGAGGUCAAGUAUUUUAAGAAUGGAGGCAUAUUGAAGUACGUUUUGCGGUCCCUCGUGAAAGGAUAG
Molecule: messenger RNA, 2724 nt
Organism: Plasmodium fragile
Lineage: Eukaryota; Apicomplexa; Aconoidasida; Haemosporida; Plasmodiidae
Product: aconitate hydratase 1
Exons: 1
Coding region: 1-2724 (907 amino acids)
Biological process (GO): tricarboxylic acid cycle; citrate metabolic process
Cellular component (GO): cytosol; mitochondrion
Molecular function (GO): 4 iron, 4 sulfur cluster binding; aconitate hydratase activity
Source: RefSeq, a predicted model, not a curated record